AUGAUUGACAAACAAACCAAAUACGAUAGACAAUUACGAUUAUGGGCAAACACAGGACAAGAUAACUUGGAAAGAUGCCAUCUCUGUAUGAUUAAUGCUGAUGCCACUGCUUCGGAAACACUCAAGAAUUUGGUUCUUCCAGGGUUAGGUAAGUUUACCAUUGUAGACGCCGGUACUGUUUGUCCAGGUGAUCUUUCUGGUAAUUUCUUCCUUACAGAGGCUGAUUUAGGGAAGAAUCGAGCUGAAGCCUUGACUCGGAACUUGCUAGAACUCAAUCCUGAUGUUGAGGGCAAGUGGGUGGCGGAACAAUCAAUUGAUUCUUUGGAUGCUCAAUUUUGGGAUCAAUUUGAUAUGGUGAUAAUAUCCAAUUAUGUAAAGGGGUAUGAUGAAUUGGUUCAAUUGCUUUGGAGACAAGACAUCCCGUUACUUGUGGCCACAACUAUGGGAUAUUACGGGUCUUUACAUGUUAUACGAAGUGAAACUACGGUGGUUGAAACCCACCAUCCUUCUCAACGAUUCCAAUUAUUCUUAGACAAGCCAUGGCCAGAACUACAACAAUUUGUAGAUUCAUUUGACCUUGAAACACUAGAUGAGACAGAUCAUGCACAGGUGCCAUAUAUUGUGAUUUAUAUUAAAUUACUUGCUCAAUUAAGAGCAUCAAAUAGUCCUAUCCCUAAAACUUACCAACAGAAACAACAUUUUAAAACCCUUAUUGAAUCCUUAUCUAGAGACAUUUCUCAAGAAACAAACUUUAUAGAGGCUUCAAGCUCCCUUUUCCGUACAGUCCUCGAAACUGAAAUACCGCCUUCAGUAGUGGAGAUCAUGAAAAUUGCUAGUAAGUUGGACCUCACCCAAACAUCAUUAUUCUGGAUCUAUGUGAAGGCUUUAGAGAACUUUGCCUCAAAAAAUGAAGGACUUUUACCGUUACCAGGAACUCUACCAGAUAUGGCAUCUAACACGGCCAAUUAUGUGCAACUUCAAAAAAUAUACCAUCAAAAGGCUAUUAAAGACCGUGAAGCGUUUGCUAAAGAAGUUCAGAUUCUAUCUGCCAGUUUGGGAAGAGAAGAAGCAGAUGAUUUGAACCUGGAUUUGAUAAGUAGCUUCUGCAAAAACUCUAAUCUUUUGUAUGUUUCCAAAGGCUCGUACAAACAAGUCUCAGAGCAAAUAGUGAAGGAUUGUCUUGUCCCAGGGAAAUAUAACAUAUCUGCAGUUUACCUAUCGUUGUUGAAUACUAGGUAUUAUUUUAAUAUAUUUGGUUCACUACCUUCAAUUAAAGAUUUAGAAUCUUUUACACAAUUGGCAUUCGAUGUUAUAUUUAAGCCUUACAUGUCUUCCAUAUCAGACAUUCCAGAAUCGGUUAUUUUGACUUUCACAGAUGUAUUAAGUCAUAAUACAAAUUCCUACCAUAAUUUAGCCAGUUUUAUUGGGGGGAUCACAGCGCAAGAGGUGUUAAAAAUAGCUACGGCUCAAUAUAUCCCACUUGAUAAUGUAUUUGUAUUUGAUGGAAUAGUCUCAACCAGUCAAAAGUGGAAAAUUGAAUAA
Molecule: messenger RNA, 1542 nt
Organism: Lizanozyma spartinae
Lineage: Eukaryota; Fungi; Ascomycota; Pichiomycetes; Serinales; Debaryomycetaceae
Exons: 1
Coding region: 1-1542 (513 amino acids)
Biological process (GO): protein neddylation
Cellular component (GO): cytoplasm
Molecular function (GO): NEDD8 activating enzyme activity
Source: RefSeq, a predicted model, not a curated record